AUGAGCCGUAACAAUAAAAACAACAUGGACGAACCCGGAGUUGCCAGUAACAAGAACGUCGCCACCACCGAGCAUGGAGAGACUGGCGUCAACGGAGCACAAGACGGCGACGAUCUGUAUCCUUUGGCGCUUUUGAUGGAUGAGUUAAAACAUGACGACAUCGGGAACCGCGUGGAAGCCAUGAAAAAACUAGACACAAUUGCAUUGGCUCUGGGUCCGCAAAGAACCCGAGACGAACUGGUUCCGUUUUUGAGUGAGGUUGCCCAGGACGACGAAGACGAGGUUUUUGCCGUUUUGGCCGAACAACUGGGGAAAUUUGUGCCAUUUAUUGGAGGUUCCAAGUUCGCGACGUUACUGCUGCCCGCACUAGAGAUCCUUGCUUCCACCGAAGAAACUUUGGUGCGGGAGAAAGCGGUGGAGUCGCUCAAUAACGUGGCGCAGGAACUUUCGGAAGAUCAAUUGUUCCACGAUUUCAUCCCGCUAAUCGAGCAUCUAGCCACAGCCGAUUGGUUCUCGUCCAAAGUUUCUUCUUGUGGUUUGUUCAGAGCAGUUUUGGUGAGAGUCAAGGACGACAAGUUCAGAAAAGAGCUUUUGGCGUUAUAUCUUCAACUGGUUCAGGACGAAACUCCUAUGGUUAGACGUGCAGCCGGGAAAAACUUGCCCGUAUUGAUAGAUCUGCUCACUCAAAAUCCAGACUUGUCCACAUCCGAUGACUGGGACUACAUUUCUAACAUGUUCCAGAAAAUUAUGACCGACGGUCAAGAUUCGGUGAAAUUUCUUGCGGUCGACGUCCUGAUUUCUAUUUUGAAGUUUUUCAGCAAAAAACAGGAUACAACCCAUUCCAAGGACCUGCUACGGUCAGCAAUCCAACUCAUUGGCGAUGAAGCCUGGAGAGUUCGUUACAUGGCUGCAGAACGUUUCGAAGAGCUAGCAUUUCAAUUCAAAUCCACCCCUCAAUACAUCGAAGAGCUUUCGGGCCCCUUUUUAGCACUUUGUGAAGAUAAUGAAAGUGACGUUCGGAAAGGAGUUGCCAAGCAGCUACCGGGAUUUGCUAAACUUCUCGGGGACCCCCAAGUUGUUUUAAAGAAAGUGUUGCCAGCAGUGCAGAAUUUGAGCAUGGACGAAAGUGAAAUGGUAAGAGCGUCACUGGCCUCAGAAAUUACUAAUUUAGCACCAUUGGUCCCCAAACAAGACGCUAUUGACAGCUUAGUCCCAAUCUUACUCAACAUGUUGAAAGACGAAUACCCCGAUGUUCGUCUGAACAUCAUUGCUAAGUUAAAGGUGGUCAAUGAAGUUGUAGGAAUAGAUUUGCUCUCCGAAAACUUGCUACCAGCAAUCACGGAGCUUGCUAAGGACGCCAACUGGAGAGUGAGAAUGGCCAUUAUUGACUACAUUCCGCUACUUGCGGAGCAGUUGGGAGUUGAAUUUUUUGACAAGCAACUGGGCGAUCUUUGCCUAUCAUGGUUAUGGGACACCGUCUACUCCAUAAGGAGCGCUGCCGUUGUUAAUUUAAAAAACUUGACCGAAAUUUUCGGUUCUGACUGGUCCAGUGAGAAGAUUAUUUCCCGUCUACUGAAGUCCGACUCACAACUACUGGAGAAUUUCGUUUACAGAAUCACAUUACUACAUGCAUUAACUGAACUGGUCCAAGUUGUCUCGAACGACGUAACUACUCAAAAAAUUCUACCAUUCAUAAAUCAUUUGACUGAAGAUGCCGUUCCCAACAUAAGAUUUAAUGUCGCCAAAUCUUAUGUCACGGUGGUUCAAAGUCUUUGCACAAACAAAAGUAAGAACAAAGAUUUGAUCAAAAGGACGGUGAUCGACUCUCUGGAAAAACUUUGCCAAGACGAUGACAUCGAUGUCAGGUUCUAUGCCACCGAGAGUCUAAAAAAGUGUGAGGCUCUUCUAGCAUGA
Lachancea meyersii CBS 8951 is the source of this 1914-nucleotide messenger RNA. Lineage: Eukaryota; Fungi; Ascomycota; Saccharomycetes; Saccharomycetales; Saccharomycetaceae. The record is from the annotation of a GenBank genome assembly.